CUAUCAACCCCCAACGCAUCCUAGCCGAUGAUCCUUGAUUCGACGCUCUCAAUCAACCAAAGACUAAAUUAAUAGGAACUGCACAAAUAGCUUAAAAUUUUAAGCCAAUUGAUUUUCUUAAUUUCAAACCCCAAAUUAAACAAUUUCGCGACUACGUCCUAUAAAACCAAAUCAAUAGCAACACCGUGCGCUCACGUUCACGACUGGACUAUACUAUAACUACAUCUCUAGCUCACUAACCCUUUAUAGAGAGAGAGAGAGAGAGAGAGAGAGAGAGAGAGAGCUAGUUCUCCAUUGAUCAAUAUACAUUCCUAUGAGGAAGCUGUGCCCUAAUUUCGACAAAGAAGAUGGGUUGGACACCGUCCUCGAAGUCCCCAUCCCCGAGGAAAUGUUCACCUCGGGCGGCGGUGGUGGCGGUGGCGGCGGCGGCGGAGGCAACAAAUUCUGGCGCAAAAAUGUGAGGACGUCCGUGCGGCCGGGCAGCCGCUCCACUUCGUCCUCCCUCGGCAGGGCCGCCGAGCUCCAGCUCAUGCUUAGUGUCGUCGGCGCGCCGCUCGCUCUCCUUCCGGUCCCCGCCCAUAAGAGUACCAUAGCGAACUGCAACCCGAAGGACGGCCCUAUAGAGGCAUCUAUGGCGAAGUACAUAAUACAGCAGUACGUAGCGGCGGUGGGCGGGGAGAAGGCGCUGGACGCGGCGAGCAGCAUGUACGCGAUGGGGAAGGUGCAGAUGAGGUCGACGGGGAUUAACGGCGACGGUCGUGGCAAGAAGGGAGGCGGGGGAGGAGAGGUGGGGGGGUUCGUGCUGUGGCAGAAGCGGCGGCGGCGGCGGCCGGAGCAGCUGAUGUGGUGUCUGGAGCUGAUGACGGUGUCCGGGUGCAAGAUCAGCGCAGGGAGCGACGGCAGGGUCGCGUGGCGCCAGACGCCGUGGCAGCAGCCCCACGCCUCCCGCGGACCGCCACGCCCGCUCCGCCGAUCCCUACAGGGUCUGGAUCCCCGGCUGACCGCGAACCUGUUCGCCGACGGCGUUUGGGUGGGGGAGAAGGCGGUGGACGGGGAGGCGUGCUUCGCGCUGCGGGUCGACGCCGACCCCGCGGCGCUCCGCGCCCGCGGCAGCGGCGGCGUGGAGAUCGUGCGGCACACGGCGUGGGGGUAUUUCGGUCAAAAGACGGGCCUCCUCCUCCAGCUGGAGGACUCCCACCUCAUCCGCGUCGACGGCGUCUACUGGGAGACCAACACCGAGUCCUUCCUCCGCGACUACCGCGCCGUCGACGGCGUCGGCGUCGCCCACGCGGGGCGCAGCCACGUGGCGCUCUUCCGCUUCGGCGACGACGGACGGUCCACGUCGCGCGUGGAGGAGACGUGGACGGUCGAGGAGGUCGAGUUCAACAUCGUGGGCUUGUCGGACGACUGCUUCUUGGCCCCCGCGGAUCUGCAGGACGACGUGGGGGAUGAUAAGGGAGGGAGGACACGUGGCGGGACGCAGGCCGCUAGUGCCAGGAACAUCGGCCCCGCGCAGGUCGCCGCCGUUGAUAGCGAUCCGGCCGGAGGAGGAGGAGGCGGAUGCAAACUAAUUACUUAUUAAAGCUGCGAACUUUUCACUUUUUCUUUUUUCAUUUUUUUUUUUUGGUUGCUGUAUAACCAACCAAUGGCUUCGUGUAAAUAUGUAUUCAGAAGUUUGCGCCCAUGGAGAAAAAAAUUGAGGUGGUUAAUUAUAUUAUAUA
Messenger RNA from Ananas comosus (pineapple), 1721 nucleotides. RefSeq lists its product as uncharacterized. NCBI's taxonomy places the organism in Eukaryota, Viridiplantae, Streptophyta, Magnoliopsida, Poales, Bromeliaceae. The record is from RefSeq and is a predicted model, not a curated record. The transcript has 3 exons. The coding region runs from base 314 to 1582 and encodes 422 amino acids.